Molecule: messenger RNA, 1362 nt
Organism: Australozyma saopauloensis
Lineage: Eukaryota; Fungi; Ascomycota; Pichiomycetes; Serinales; Metschnikowiaceae
Exons: 1
Coding region: 1-1362 (453 amino acids)
Source: RefSeq, a predicted model, not a curated record
AUGUUCCCAUCGCUCUGCCUUGCAAACUCUCGGCGAUACAUAUGCUCUCUGCGAACCCUUAAUGCGUCGAAACAAAGUACUCCCUUUGAACUGCUAUUAAAAGGCACACUGGGAGCUAGCAGACCCAACCGAUUCAGUGCCAAGUAUGGAAGUAACAAGCCCGUAAAUCCACCGUCUUCACAAUCCAAUCGUCAAUCCAAGAACGGCCAGAGCAAUCAACAACAGAGCUCUCAAUUCGCAGGCAACAAAAACAGAAGUCCAAGAGUAACCCUGGACCAUAGCAGUUUGAGUGAUCUCGGCAUCGGAACGCCGAGGGAUCAAAGACCUCACUAUUCAAACCGUGAAAAAAGCGGUCGGGAUUCCGGUAAAGGUAGCGGGCCCAAGGGUAAAAAUGGAUGGAGUAGGAAUGGGAGGGAUGAUAGAAGACAGCAAAACCAAGUGCGAUUUGAAAAUUUCACCGGCUCGUCAAGGGCGCAGGAGGCUUUGAAGCAAAUCAUUCUUAGGGUAAAUGAGGCCAACACCGGCUGUCGUGUUAAUCUUCGAGACGAAUCGGGAAAACUCGUAGCUAAGCAUCUCCUGCAAAUUACAAAUGCUUUGGAUUUAAAAGAAGAAGGUUUGGCAUUGAUCAAUAUUCAGGCUGAUGCCGAUCUUCCAUUAGUGAAAAAGGUUAGUGUGAAGGACAUGAUUCAGCUGUACUCAGAUAAACUUGCCGCCGAGAUCGAAGAGCAAUUAAUAGCAUCAGGGAAUGCUCGUGCUCAGAGGGUGGUUCAAAAUCGUUUGAAGGUCGAGCGGAAGAAAUCGGCAGCAAAGAUCGUCAAUCUUGCCUGGGCGAUCAGUAUCAGCGACAUGCAAAACCAGAAGAAAAAAGAAAUAGAGAAGAGAAUUGUCAGUGGCGAAAAGUUUUCAAUCAACAUCGGAGGAAAAGCGCUUAAUUUCAAGCAGCGUAAGUUGGGCAAGACUCUCGAUGAGGUUUUGGAAGAGAAUGGUGAUGAGGAUUCAGAACUUGUUUCCCCUCAAUCUGAUUUAACGCAGUUGAACGAUGAGGAUUACGAACUAGAAAUUAGAAAGCGCGAGAGGGUAUUCGCAACUGUGGAGUUGAUUCUUGCAGAACAUCGUUGCAGAACCAGUGUCGUAGGGUCUCUCGAGAAGCAGAUGUAUGUGAAUGUUGAGCCAAUUAUCUCAGCAGAACAGUCUUCAACCAAAGAUAACUCAAAGACUACUCAAAAUGAACAGCUUUCUCCGAAGGAACUCAGAAAAUUGAAAAGAUUAGAAAAGGCCAAGGGCACAGACAAUACAAAGUCUUCCGCAGCAGAGUCUGAGGGGAAUCCUGAUGACAUGUAUCUGUUUAAAAUCGAAGACUAA